Messenger RNA from Sarcophilus harrisii (Tasmanian devil), 1037 nucleotides. Its product is annotated as extracellular fatty acid-binding protein. Bases 55 to 615 code for a protein of 186 amino acids. The record is from RefSeq and is a predicted model, not a curated record. The transcript is spliced from 7 exons. Gene Ontology annotation, molecular function: small molecule binding. NCBI's taxonomy places the organism in Eukaryota, Metazoa, Chordata, Mammalia, Dasyuromorphia, Dasyuridae.
CAGGGGGUUACUGCAUUCCCUCUCACUCACUUGCUAACUUCUAUUGAUUUCAGAAUGGGUGGGGGGAUGUGGGGCAUCAGAAUGGCUGUGGUGUUGCUGAGUAUGGGACAAGUUCCGAUUUGCACCUUCCAGGUUCAAAAUAAUAUCACCUCGAUGCCAGAAUUGAAUAUCUCUCAGGCUAAAGGGCACUGGAAUUUCAUUAGUUUGGCCACGAAUGAAAAACUGUCAGAAGAGGACAAGCAAGAUAUCAAAAUGUCUUUGACAGUAUUCUCCCCUUUUGCCAAUGGGAGUGUGAACGUGCAGACUACCACUGUUUCGUCAGAAGGAGUCUGUAUGGAAAUAAAUACUACAUAUUCCAAGGGAAAUAUUUCUGAACAAUACAGAAGUAAUGAUGGAAGUCCUUGUUAUUUCAUAGUGAUAGACACCGAUUAUAAAAACUAUGGCAUUAUUUACAUAGGAAAUAUUGAAAACAAGAAUGACUUCCAAAUCAAACUCUAUGGCAGGACUAAAGUAGUGACAGAAGAAGUCUUUAAGAAAUUCAAAAAAGUUGCAAAAUCCUUUGGAGUUCCAGGGAAGAACUUGAUUAUGCUAUCCAGAUCAGAACCUUGUAGUUAAAGAAGUCAGAAUGGGGCCACGAGGGAGCACAACACAGAUCAUAUGACCUUGUGUCUGGAAAAGGAGGGCUGCCAGAUGGUUUUCAGUGUUCCUCUUUCCCAUCCAUGGGAGAAUGGUGUUCUGUUUGCUUCAAAAGUUGCAGCUUUCCAUGUUAGAUACAAUGAUUGGGAUGCCCCAACCUGUACCUUUCUUUGCUAAGGGGAUUUCUGAGUGCUUGGGGAAUUAUUCAUCAGGAACCCCAAGUAAUUGUUUUCCCUACUCACCACUUAGCACAAUGACUGGCUAAGCCAGUCACUAUAAUAAUAAAUGCUAGUUCAUUGACUUGUUUUUUUUAAAUACACAGAGGGAUAUAUACCAAAGCCUCUUUUAUGCUACAGAUCAAACUCCAUACACUCAAUAUCAUUAAAAUGGAAUUCUUUGAC